AUGGAAAACCUAGCAAGCGAACUCGAUCUUCUCAACUUGUCUACGAUGGACGGAUACGGGAGCAGAAGGCUGAUAUGGAACGACCCUCAUAUUCUUUCAGUCAAAUCAAAAAUCCGUAACGUUGGGAGGGUUUUCGUUACUGGGUAUGACAUUAAUCUUCCACAUGAUGAUGUCGAUGGAGCGUUGAGAAAACUCUUCUCACCAUGUGGACUGAUCACUGAUAUUUGUAUCCGCUAUAGAGAUAAUAGACUCGAAAGGCGUGCUGUUGUUUAUAUUGUGGGUGAAAGUACAGUAGAAAAGGCGUUGCAACUUAGUGGAAGUGACGUUGGAGGAUGGAAGGCCAUUGUUACCCCUUAUCCUUUUCCGAAAGAUGCAGGCCGUUCCAUUACCAUUUGGGUUAGUGGAUAUGACACCUCGCUUAGUGAGAUUGAUAUCGAGAGUGCAAUUCGUCAACAUUUCUCUUCAUGUGGAGAGAUAACUGAUGUCGAAAUUAGCAAGAGCUCAUCAGCUGAAGUUGAUAUUGAUGGAGAAGAUGCGCAAGACAAGGUGAUGGAACUUGAUGGAAGCCACAUGGGAGGACGCGAAUUACUUGUUGAUGUUGUUAGUGGGGGAGUAAACACUUUUCACAGGAAGCGUCAUUGUUACAUACAUAGCAGGGAUAGAUGA
This is a messenger RNA of Eruca vesicaria subsp. sativa (arugula), 666 nucleotides long. The record is from the annotation of a GenBank genome assembly. NCBI's taxonomy places the organism in Eukaryota, Viridiplantae, Streptophyta, Magnoliopsida, Brassicales, Brassicaceae.